Cucumis sativus (cucumber) is the source of this 740-nucleotide messenger RNA. RefSeq lists its product as uncharacterized. The coding region runs from base 81 to 563 and encodes 160 amino acids. Lineage: Eukaryota; Viridiplantae; Streptophyta; Magnoliopsida; Cucurbitales; Cucurbitaceae. The record is from RefSeq and is a predicted model, not a curated record. The transcript has a single exon.
CUUUCUCCUUCCUUCGUCGCUCAAUCACACAACUCCUCUUUCAUCUAACUCACUGAGUCCACUCAACUCCAAACCAAACAAUGGGGAUUUGUGUAUCCUCCCAUUCUACCAACGUUGCUACAGCCAAAUUGAUUCUUGUUGACGGAACAUUGGUUGAGUAUUCGUACCCAGUCAAGGUUUCUUACGUUCUACACAAACAUCCAGCGAGUUUUAUCUGCAACUCGGACGAUAUGGAUUUCGACGACGUCGUUUACGCGGUUGACGAAGACGACGAGCUUCAACUCGGUCAGCUUUACUUCGCUUUACCGUUGGAGAGGCUGAAUCAGCGGAUGCAGGCGGAGGAGAUGGCGGCAUUGGCGGUUAAGGCGAGUUCGGCGCUUAUGAAGGGGGGAGGUGGUGGUGGUGGUGGGAUGGAGAAAUGUGGAUCUAGAGGGACGGCGGUUAUUCCGGUGGGAAAUUGGGAGGAGGAGGAGUUGAGGAAAGGUUCGAGGAAGGUGGGGUUGAAGAAGAAGAAGGGUGGAAGUAGGAAAUUUAGGGCGAAGCUGAGUGCAAUUCCGGAAUAAUGGAGUUUUUGUUAGGGUUAAUAGUGUAAAUAUGAUAUGAUGUUGCUUUUUGUGGAUGUUUCGUUUCUUAUGCAUCCCAUAGGCAAUCGCAUCAGAUUCUUUGUUGUCUACUUUUACGUAUUUACCCCUCAGUAAAAAGAUAAAUUAUUCUCCAAUACAUUAUUUUUGUUUUUAUUA